Messenger RNA from Naumovozyma castellii, 654 nucleotides. RefSeq names its product tropomyosin TPM1 (gene TPM1). The coding region runs from base 1 to 654 and encodes 217 amino acids. Lineage: Eukaryota; Fungi; Ascomycota; Saccharomycetes; Saccharomycetales; Saccharomycetaceae. The record is from RefSeq and is a predicted model, not a curated record. The transcript has a single exon.
AUGUAUGUUACUUUGUCAAUCUCAGCACAAUUGCUCUACCACUGUAAACACACAAUGGAGAAGAUUAGAGAGAAGUUAUCCGCAUUGAAGAUUGAGGCUGAGUCCUGGCAGGAGAAGUACGAAGAAUUGAAAGAGAUAAACAAGCAAUUGGAACAAACUGCUACAGACAACGAAAAUGAGAUCAAGGCUCUCACCGUGAAGAACCAACAAUUGGAAAGCCAAGUGGAUAAAUUGGAAGAUGAUGUGGAUGGUGGUAAGCAUAUGGAACAAGAUAAGUUGGAUUUGGAAAAUCAAGUGAAAUCAUUGACUGUGAAGAAUCAACAAUUGGAAGAUGAAGUGGAAAAAUUGGAAUCUGAAUUGGAAGAAUGUAAACGUUUGAAUGAAGAGGAUUCCAAUUUGAAAUCUAAUAAUGAAAACUUCACCAAGAAGAUUGACCAAUUGGAGGAGGAAUUAGAGGAAAGUAAUACCAAAUUGCAAGAGACUAAAGAAAGUUUGAAUAAUGCUGAAUUGAAAGCGGAGGAAUUGGAAAGAAAACUCAAGGCCAUUGAGGAAGAAAAGGAUGAUUGGGAAAGAAGAAAUGAAGAGUUGGCCACCAAAUAUAAUGACGCUCAAAAGGAAUUGGACGAAAUCGCUGCCUCCUUGGAAAACAUAUAG